Molecule: messenger RNA, 1745 nt
Organism: Salmo salar (Atlantic salmon)
Lineage: Eukaryota; Metazoa; Chordata; Actinopteri; Salmoniformes; Salmonidae
Biological process (GO): protein ubiquitination
Molecular function (GO): ubiquitin protein ligase activity
Source: RefSeq, a predicted model, not a curated record
UCAAAACACACUGUAGCUUCAUAGUCUCAUCAUUCCGAUAGUUCAUUCUCGUUGAAUAAACAGCACCCAAAGAGAAACAAAAAUGUGUUCAGAACAUGAGUGCGGAAUUUGUUACAGAAGCUACAACACGGAUCGUCGGUGUCCUCGUGAGUUACAGUGUAAGCACAGCUUUUGUGAGAGCUGUAUCGUGACUCUUUCUCGACCCUCGGUAUGUGAAGUGGAAUCCAGGAAGGAAUGUUCGCGGCAGGACAAGACAAUUGUUUGCCCACUGUGCCGGUACACAACGUCGGUCUCGGGUAAAGUGAGGGCAGCGCUUCGGGUAGACGAAGGUAUUCUUGAGCGCAUGGUGUUAUCUGGCGUACUAAGCAUGACAGACGACGAGGAGGAUAGUGAAGAUGAUGAGACUUCUCAGGAGAACUCAGCCGAGGAAAGGGACUCAUCUUCGGGUUCCAUAGUUGGAAGGUUCCGCUGUUCGCUGAGGCGCGUCUGGGGCAAAUUAACUCGGAAUCAUGACCAACGGAGAGCGGAUUGUAUGACUGAUGAGGACCUACGAGACCUUGCCAUGAUGUCAUGCUACAUCAUUUGAUGAGGACUUCGUUGGAAAAAAAGUAAACAGCUGCUGCUGCACCUGAUUGAUCAGAGAGGGCGUUGCUGUCCACGAGCCUACGCUACAGUAUUUAGAAUGUAGAAGACUGGCGGGUCCAGUUGGACCAAGCAAGAAUAUAGCCUCUUCGCACCGGGAGACCUGUACACGUUGAUCUCCCGUUGCUGAAGGCGACAUCCCUUACCCCGAAUAACAUAUUUACCAGCCCUCCGGUUUAUUUACGAGAAACUUUACCCGUCACUGAAGGCAAUUCUAUAAUCCUAUUUACCUGUCGGUACGGGCUGUACAAUGUGUGAACUAUGGUAAAAAAGUAUGUUUAAAUAUACAUUUUAUGAAGCUCACUCCCUACUCCCUACCAGUUUUCCACGUGAUUUUACCAUGUGAUCCUAGAUUGCAGCACACCAUUAGGAAGAUAGGAUGUGAAUUUGGUCAAUUUGAGGAAAGUUGUUUUUUUUCUCCACACAUUGUAAAAAGAAACACACAUUGUAAGAAUAAACUAGCAGGAAUAUAGCGUUGUUUACACAGGCAGCCCAAUUCUGAGUUUAUUUGAACUAAUUGGUCUUUUAACCAAUCUCAUCAGAUCUUUUCACAUCAGAUCUUUUCCAGAGCUGAUCUGAUUGGUCAAAAGACCCAUUAUUGGGGAAACAAAAUAUCAGAAUUGGGCUGCCUGUGAAUUCUAUAAUAGCCAACUAGGCCUAAAUGUCAAUUUCUUCUCACUUGCAUGUCAUAAUUUGGUGGUGACCAAACAUAAACACAAUGGUAAAACAGAAUUGUAAAGGCCGAAAAUGACAAGACCAUAUAUAGGCUUUUCUCUGAAGCCAUGAGGCUACCGAAUGAAAUGUUUUUGUAUGAAAUUGUCUUUGGUGCUUUGAAGUAGCCUAUUUUAUUUAACCUUUAUUUAACUAGGCAAGUCAGUUAAGAACAAAUUCUUAUUUACAAUGAUGGCCUACCCAGGCCAAACCCUAUGACUUUCCAUUUCCAACGAUUAGAAUAUGUAUUUAAUAUUGUUGGUGCUAAGUUCACAAGCACAAACUUAAUAUAAUUCAAUAUGUAAUUCAGUGUAUUUAUUUCACUUUCAUUGAUUGUGCACCUCUUGUAGGCCUACGUUUUUUUGUAAUAAAAGCAUAUAGGCAUACCAAUA